UGUUGCGCAACCAUUUGGUUAGUUGAAUCCCGACGAUUCCAUAGAAAAUCUUUUUGAACCAUAUAGAAAAGCCUCUCUCCCGUCGUCUCUCACUCUCUUAGUUCACACUCUCAACAUCAAUACAAACGAUUAACAUAAAAAGCAUCUCCUCCUUUUACUUUUGAUCGAUCAUGUCCUUUUUGCGACGCUAAACAAAAGGUGUUCUCUACCAACUCUUCGCAAAGCGUAGAUGCGUACAUCAAGGUGUGAAGAGAUCGCAAUAAUUUUCAUAAGGCUUAAUGGUAAUUGGGGUAUUUGAAACCAGAGGAAGAGGAGAUUGUAAUGGCAGCCAAACGAAUUGAAGUGACUGAAUUAAGGAUCCGAGACUCCUCCGCCCUUCUGUGUUCUGCCCCUUCCCGUUGGGUACUGGAGCCUUAAUCUGUGCAGACAGAUGCACCUUCAUGAAUUUCAAGCUAAAUCUGAAAGCAUUGACCUGAAGAUUACUGCAAUCAAGCUGAUUGUCGAGUGGAUUUGAUGCAGACGACGUACGCCAUGGAUCCACAGAGCCAAAACACAUCAUUGCAACGGCUUCAAAAUGUUGAAAAGAGAAUAGUUAGGGUAUUGGAGUUAGCUGGCAGCGUAAUGGACGAACUGGCAAACCCUAGCAGUCCAAGAAAGGAGCUUGUUAAUAGUCACUGCAGUGAAUUUAUGCAAUUGAUCAAGGACAUCCAAGUGACACUGCGAGAAGAAAUCAAAAGUGCCUGUGAGUAUCGUCCUUUUGAGAAGUGUGACUACGUUCCAAGAAUAUCUAACGAGAUCUGUUGCAAGAAACUGGAACAUGUCAUUGCACAGUUAGACGAAAUGAAGCAUACAAUUGAAGGGUAUCAUGCUGCAGUUUGAAACUCUGUAUGUUUUAGCAUUCACCACUAGGUUGCUUUUAUAGGAUUCCUGUUAUUUGAGGUUAGGAUAAUGGAUUUAGUUGGUCUGCAAGGACAUUUGAUUAGCUCUGAAUGUACGCUCGUGGCAAGUAGAUUUCCUAUUCGCUUCUUCAGUAAGAUUAGGAUCGACGUAAACAAAUUGUAUUACAGAGCUUUGUAUAUAUUUUUGCGUUAAAAAUGCUUGGUAUGAAACACUUCCAGAAUCUGUUGUGCAA
Coffea arabica (coffee) is the source of this 1132-nucleotide messenger RNA. Its product is annotated as mediator of RNA polymerase II transcription subunit 11-like. Gene Ontology annotation, biological process: regulation of transcription by RNA polymerase II. Gene Ontology annotation, molecular function: transcription coregulator activity. Gene Ontology annotation, cellular component: mediator complex. Lineage: Eukaryota; Viridiplantae; Streptophyta; Magnoliopsida; Gentianales; Rubiaceae. The record is from RefSeq and is a predicted model, not a curated record.